Gymnodraco acuticeps is the source of this 1379-nucleotide messenger RNA. RefSeq lists its product as uncharacterized. NCBI's taxonomy places the organism in Eukaryota, Metazoa, Chordata, Actinopteri, Perciformes, Bathydraconidae. The record is from RefSeq and is a predicted model, not a curated record. Bases 81 to 1379 code for a protein of 432 amino acids. The transcript is spliced from 6 exons.
UCCUCCCACAGACAGGUGAGCCUCAGUGUACGUGACAGGUGAGCUUCAGUCAGUCAGGUGUCCUCCCAGGUGUCCUCAUCAUGGACUGGAUCCUGCCUCUGUUGCUCUCGCUCAGCUGUGCUGCCGGCGUGCCUCUGAGCAGGGCAGCGUCCGGGCAGAGGAACCGGCUGCUGCUGAUCUCCUUCGACGGCUUCAGAUGGGACUACGACCGGGACGUGGAGACGCCUCACCUGGACCAGCUGGGGCGGGAGGGGGUCCGGGCGAAGUACAUCACCCCCCCCAUGCUCACCAUGACCUCCCCCUCGCACUUCACCACCAUCUCCGGCAGAUGGGUGGAGGACCACGAGGUCGUCCACAACAUGAUGUACGACGCCAAGACGAACCUGAAGCUCCCUCACCUGAAGACGCUGACCCGGUCCGAGUGGUGGGACAACGGAGUUCUGCCGUUAUGGAUCACAGCCCAGAACCAGGGUCUGAAGACCGGCUCCUUCUACUUCCCGGGCGGCGCGGUUAGCUACAGCGGGCAGGCGGUGAACCGAGUGGUGGUCGAGGACCCGCGGCCCGCCAACGAGACCGAGUGGAAGCAGAACAUCGACACGGUGCUUAGCUGGUUCUCCGAGGAGGACUUCCACCUGGUGACGCUGUACUACGGAGAGCCGGACCGAGUGGGACACGACAAAGGACCCGACCACCCCGAUAGGAAGACCAUGAUCCGGCUGAUCGACCGCACCAUCGGAUACCUGCGGGAAUCCAUCGCCCGCCUCCACCUGAGCGACAGCCUGAACGUCAUCCUCACCUCCGACCAUGGCAUGACCACGGUGAAGAAGCGUCCGGAGGUGGAGGAGCUCGUCCUCAACAAGUACCUGAACCUGGUCCAGCUCAACAGCUUCGAGAUCCUGGACUACGGAGGGUUCGGUAUUCUGACGCCGCGGCCCGGGAAGGAGCAGGACGUGUUUGACGCUCUGUCCAAGGCGCCCAAUCUGACGGUUUACAAGAAGAACGAGUUCCCAGAGAGCUUCCACCUCGCCAAGAGCAAGCGGCUGCCUCCCAUCGUGGUGGUUGCUGAUCUGGGAUUCAACCUGAACUCUAGAUUCAUCGUGUACGUGAACAAAGGCGACCACGGCUUCCAUAACAGCGAGAUGGACAUGAAGACGAUCUUCUGGGCUUUCGGACCCGACUUCAAGAAGAACUUCCUGUCGGAGCCAUUCGACAGCAUCCACAUCUACCCUCUGAUGUGCAAAGUGCUGCAGAUCGAUCCGGCGCCGCACAACGGCUCUCUGAGCGUCACGGAGAAGCUGCUGCUGCACGGAGGAUCCCAGAGAUAUCGUGUGUCCGUCGCUCUGCUGCUGACGCUGCUCUGCUCGCUCUCUCUGAUCUAA